AGAAGUUGGAAGAAGGCCUUCCUACAAAACGCAGAAAAUCGAGGAAGCAUAGGUUACCAAAGAGAUAUAAGAUAUCUGAGUCUCUGCAGAUGAAGCGAGCUCGUGAGGGUGAUUAUGAGAGUUCUAUGGAUAAAGAAGAUGAUUGCAUGACUGUUGCUCAAUUGAUCAGAUCUAGGAAGAAGUUUAGUGAUGUAGAGAAAACUGGAGGUGAUGCUUCUGAAUCACUUGGAAAAAGAAGUAGAAGAUAUAUGCUGGUGGAUAGCGAUGAUGAUUCAGGGCCUUGUCAAAAGCAUGCUUCGAUGGAAGUAGAGCAAAGGAGUGUAGAGGAUGGUGGAACUGCCAAAAAAACAGAGAUUACAAGGCAAACAUGUGAUGCUGUAAACGGAAGUAAUGCAGAAAACAAGACUAUGAUCGAUGAUGCAACCAAGGAAGAAGAGUCUUGGCUACAUGAAGAUAAAGAAAUGAAGAAGAGAUGUAUUGGAAAGUUUUCCAGUGAAGUUAAAAAAGAAGAAGAUGUUGAUGAAAGAUUGAGGCAGAGAAAGCUUGCAAUAGAGGAGAUAGCAUUGGAGCUGGAGGCACGUCUUAGCAAGGUAUUGCCUUUGAGUCAAGUGGUUCAGAAGUUGGAAGAAGGCUUUCCUGCAAAAUGCAGAAGAUCUAGGAUGCCUAGGUUACCAAAGAUAUAUAAGAUAAGUGAGUCUGUGCACAUGACGGGAGCUCGUGAGGAUGAUAAUGAGAGUUCUAUGGAUGAAGAAGAUGAUUACAUGACCGUUCUUCAAUUGAUCAGAUCUAGGAAGAAGUUUAGUGAUGUAGAGAAAACUGGAGGUGAUGCUUCUGAAUCACUUAGAAAAAGAACUAGAAGAUAUAUGGUCGUGGAUAGCGAUGAUGAUUCAGGGCCUUGUCAAAAGCAUGCUUGGAUGGAAGUAGAGCAAAGGAGUGUAGAGGAUGAUGGAACUUCAAAAAAAACAAAGAUUACAAGGCAAACAUGUGAUGAUAUAAAUGGAAGUAAUGCAGAGAGAAAGGCAAUGAUCGAUGAUGCAAUCAAGGAAGCAGAGUCGUGGCUCCAUGAAGAUAGAGAGAUGAAGAAGAAAUGCAUUGAUAAGUUUUGCAGCAAAGCUAAAAAGGAAGAAGAUGUUGAUAAAAGAUUGAGGCAGACAAAACUUGCAAUAGAGAAGAUAGCAUUGGAGCUGGAGACACGUAUUAUCAAGAUGGAGACGAGUUUGGCAGAGAGUAGAAAAUGGAAAUCCAGAGGAAACCAGACCAAAAAUGGGUUUCUGCUGAGUUAGUUUAGUUAUGCCAAUUGAUCUGAAACUUUUCAAGAAGAUCUCAAUGGAAACUAAACAAUAGUGUCACUC
Molecule: messenger RNA, 1352 nt
Organism: Arabidopsis arenosa
Lineage: Eukaryota; Viridiplantae; Streptophyta; Magnoliopsida; Brassicales; Brassicaceae
Source: the annotation of a GenBank genome assembly